Drosophila grimshawi is the source of this 1774-nucleotide messenger RNA. It is a transcript of the gene unpg, whose product is annotated as homeobox protein unplugged. The record is from RefSeq and is a predicted model, not a curated record. Gene Ontology annotation, cellular component: nucleus. The transcript has 3 exons. The coding region runs from base 56 to 1600 and encodes 514 amino acids. Gene Ontology annotation, molecular function: DNA-binding transcription factor activity, RNA polymerase II-specific; RNA polymerase II transcription regulatory region sequence-specific DNA binding. Gene Ontology annotation, biological process: regulation of transcription by RNA polymerase II; regulation of nervous system development. NCBI's taxonomy places the organism in Eukaryota, Metazoa, Arthropoda, Insecta, Diptera, Drosophilidae.
GUUCACUGCGUCAAGCGUUGCGCGCGUCACGUGUCCGAAGCGAAUUAGGUUGUUGAUGAUGCAAAACGAGCAUGCGGCGCUGCUGGUGCCGCCGGUGGAGAGCAGCACGAAAUUGGUCAGCAAACCGUUUCCGAAACCCUUCUCCAUCGAGAGUCUGAUUGCCAAUCAAACACCUGCCGUUUUACCAUCGGCAGGCAAUGUCGAACGCAAGCAGGAACAGGACCUGGAACCGGAACAGGAUCGGGAUCGGGAUCGGGAACGUGAUCGGGAUAGUAAUCGGCAGAUAAAUGCACGCGCUAUUGUGGCCAGUUCAGCGCUGGGCCUGACCCAGUUUCCGCUUUACAAUCCCUGGCUGCACGGGUACUUUGCCCAGAAUCAUGAGCGGCUCAGCCAUUUAAUUGCCGGCGGUUGUUAUUUGGGUUCGCCGUUUGCCGGCAAGGAACCGCAGCCACAAUUGGCACCACCACUGCCGCCCCAGCCGACGCAUGCCUUGGACAAUCUCAGCCUUAGUUCGACCAAACCAAAUCAAAGCAACGACGUCGAUUUGGGUCGUCUGCCGAUGCCGCAUCCGUUGGACAAUCGAUUCCUGCCCUUCAAUGCUGCUGUCACAGCGCCCACGGAUCUGAGCUAUCGACGUUUGGCGGAGCUCAUGAAUCAGGAUUAUGUACACAAUCUGAGCGUGCAUGCGCGGCUCCAGCAUAUGGCCGCAGCCCGGGCACAGGACGAGAGUCAACAUUCACAUCCGCAUCAGGCACUGGCUGCCACUGGCUGCCAAGAGCCAUCGCCACAUCCCGCCUACUCGCCCUCAAAGUCACACAGCAGCCCCAGCACGGAGCCAGCCGUUGAUGUGGGCAUGGAUGAGGAUUACGAGUGCAGCGGGGACUCGUGCAGCGACAUUAGCCUAACCAUGUCGCCUCAGAACUACAACGCCGAUCUGGAUAAAAGUCGCAAUGGAGCGUAUACAAACUCGGAUAGUGAGGAUUGCAGUGAUGACGAUGGCGGCCACUCGCGUCACGAAGCCGGCGGCAAGGAGUCCCAAGGCGGUGGCAGCAGCAGCAGCUCGAAAUCGCGACGGCGUCGCACAGCUUUCACAUCGGAGCAGCUGCUGGAGCUGGAGCGCGAGUUCCAUGCCAAAAAGUAUCUCAGCCUCACGGAGCGCAGUCAAAUAGCCACAAGUCUGAAAUUGAGUGAAGUGCAGGUGAAAAUCUGGUUUCAAAAUCGUCGCGCCAAAUGGAAACGCGUCAAGGCCGGACUCACAUCGCACGGUCUGGGCCGGAAUGGCAGUGCCAAUGGCACAAAAAUUGUGGUGCCGAUACCCGUGCAUGUGAAUCGGUUUGCUGUGCGCUCCCAGCACCAGCAGCUGGAGAAAAUGUGCCUCAGCGGACCCAAACCGGAUUUGCGCAAGAAGCUGCCAACGGAAGCGAUUAGCGGUUUUGAGAAGUUCAAUGCAGGUGCUGCUGCUGCUGCCUCAUCAGUGGCUGGUGUUGGUGUUGGUGUGGGCAUGAGCAUGGGCGUGGGAGUGGGAGUAGGCAUGCCACCGAUUGGCGCAUUAGCACCCAGUCCUGCCGCCUCAUUGGCCCUGGCGCGCAGUAUUUAUUGAGGCAGCAGAUGCAGCAACAAAAACAAAAAACAAAAAAACACAUUUAUGUUAACAUUAUUUUUGCCGAGUUAUUUUUGUACAUAAGAAUGUCCCCCUCCCCAGUAAAAUUGGCCCGAGUGUAUAGACAAGGCUUUGUAUUGUAAAUAAUAAAUAAAAACAAUUGAAUUAAUGUGA